UCAAAUUAUGCGUUUCCAUUAAAUAUUGUUAAUAAAAGCAUAGAAAAUCAAAAUUAUAAUAUGUAGAAGUUGAAGUUUUAUCCUUGGAGUUGGGCAAUUGUGAUCAAUUGCCGCCACAAACUUUGUUCAGCAUAACCGAAAGCCAUGCAUUUCUAGUCUCUAACAUGGGCAUAUCCACUUUCCAUCUAUCCAAAAUCCCAAUUGUGAGGCACAAGAAAACUGCAUUUUCUGAUUUCAAUAACAUCAUGUAUUCACAUGCGGGCAAGGAGAUGAGAUGAUGAUAACAACAAACACCAGCCAACGCCAACUCAAACCCAGAUUAACAAAUUUAUGGGCCACACACAUGACUCAUUUUUUUCCCCCACUUUAAGACUCUCCCUCCCCCACCCAUUUUCUUUCCUCUCUUCCCAAACACAGCACAAAGCCAAGCCAAGAAAAGGCGUCCUUCCCUGCAACAAACAAUCUCCCUGUGUCUCUUUCGACAAAAGCCCCCACAUAUCAGUCUGAAAAACUCACCACUCUCUCUCUCUCUCUCUCUCUCACUAAAACAUGCAUACAAAUUUAGAGGAAGCCUUUCUGACAGACAGCCCGUGAAGCCACUAGCAGAGCACAAGAAAAAACACAUCACUCAGCGCAAAGUGGCAAAAAAGUAGUCCAAAAAAUAAAACCCAGUUCUCUUGGACUAACUUCUUCUUCCCUCCAUCUUUAUUUUUCUUAUCUAUCUUCUUCAAAAACACCUUCUUUACUUCCUUUACUCAAAUCCGCCAAAUGGGUACUCUCAAAUCUUCUCUUCUCCUUAUAGUUACAGUAGUACUCACAAGCUUGUCACUCGUCACAGUAGAAGCAAAGACGCAUUGGCAGGAUGUAGAGGUUCUGAAACAGCUUAAAAAUGGGAUUGAAGCAAGCUCAGUGAGUCCAGGUUCUUGCUUGAGUUCAUGGGAUUUCUCUGUUGAUCCAUGUGAUAGUUUAUUUAGUGAGAAAUUCACAUGUGGGUUCAGGUGUGAUCUUCUUGUUUCCGGCAUGAGUCGAGUUACUGAAGUCAGUCUUGAUCAAGCUGGUUACUCUGGUUCCCUCUCUUCCAUUUCUUGGAACUUACCUUACUUGCAAACCCUUGAUCUUUCAAGCAAUAAUUUUUAUGGUCAAAUCCCCGAGUCUUUCUCCAACUUAACUCGUUUAACUCGACUCGGGUUGUCAAGAAACUGGUUUUCUAACAACAUACCUACAUCGAUUGGCUCACUCACUAAACUCGAAGAACUUUAUCUCGAUAACAACAUACUUCAAGGCACAAUCCCUGCAAGCAUCAAUGGUCUAAUUAGCUUAAAAAGGCUCGAAAUUCAAUCCAACAAGUUAUAUGGUGAGUUCCCCGAGUUGGGUUCUUUAAAAAAUCUCUACUUUUUAGAUGCUAGUGACAAUGCAAUAUCAGGAAAAGUUCCAUAUUCACUUCCAUCAUCCUUAGUUCAAAUCUCCAUGAGAAACAACACCUUGCAAGGCACCAUCCCUGAAAGUUUUAAAAAUUUGGUCUUUCUACAAGUACUAGAUCUUAGUCACAAUAAACUCAGUGGCUUAGUUCCUUCUCUUCUCUUUACACAUCCGUCACUUCAACAGCUCACUCUCUCUUUCAAUUACUUCACCUCCGUACAAUCCCCAUCCCCAUUUUCCUUACCUUCAAGCCCUAUUCAGAGCGAGCUAAUUGCCAUGGAUUUAAGCAACAACCAACUUCAAGGUUUUUUACCUUCAUUCCUACCAUUAAUGCCAAAGCUCUCUGCUUUAUCACUAGAGAACAACAAAUUCACAGGAAUGAUACCAACCCAAUUCGCCAUUAAAGCUGCAGCAUCGCUUAUUGGAUCAGGAUUUUCACCAUUUGCAAGAUUGUUAUUAGGAGGGAAUUACUUGUUUGGACCUAUACCAGUGCAAUUAAUAAAGCUUCAACCAGGUUCUGUAGAUGUUAGAUUGAAUGAUAAUUGCUUGUAUAGAUGUCCUACAAGUUUCUUUUUCUGUCAAGGCGGUGUGCAGAAAUCGUUAAUGGAGUGUAAGAGUUUUAGCCCUUUUAUUCCCUAAAUUGGACAAAUGAAAAACAAAUGGAUUAACGUGAUUAUAUUACUAGUGUAUUCUUUUUGUUAAUAAUGAAAAUUAUUCUGUGUA
Molecule: messenger RNA, 2142 nt
Organism: Ricinus communis (castor bean)
Lineage: Eukaryota; Viridiplantae; Streptophyta; Magnoliopsida; Malpighiales; Euphorbiaceae
Product: receptor-like protein 53
Exons: 1
Coding region: 769-2058 (429 amino acids)
Molecular function (GO): protein binding
Source: RefSeq, a predicted model, not a curated record